AUGAACAAUUCAUUAUUUUCAACUAAUAAUAAUAAUACUAAUAAUGAUAAAAAAGAAAAUAGUGACGAUAUUCUUGAUGUUAUCGUCGAUUAUAUUGGAAAUGAAGAUGAUGAACUUACACUAAGGCGUGGUAGUAAAUUAGAAGUUCUAUCAAAAGAUGAAUCAAUUUCAGGUUCACGUGGAUGGUGGACUGGAAGGCUUAUUGAUUCUGAAUCAGUUGGUGUAUUUCCAGCUAAUUUUGUUAUUAAUUCUCAACUAAAUCUUCAUAUUAUUAAUUAUAAUGAUCUAAAAAUAGGAGAUACAAUUGGUGUAGGUGGUUUUGGUUAUGCAUUUCAUGGUAAAUUUGGUGAUAUUGAUGUAGCGAUAAAAACAGCAAAAUCUCUUGCAUCAUUUUGUACAACAUAA
Molecule: messenger RNA, 405 nt
Organism: Rotaria sp. Silwood2
Lineage: Eukaryota; Metazoa; Rotifera; Eurotatoria; Philodinida; Philodinidae
Source: the annotation of a GenBank genome assembly